Messenger RNA from Lampris incognitus (smalleye Pacific opah), 2352 nucleotides. It is a transcript of the gene sema3h, whose product is annotated as sema domain, immunoglobulin domain (Ig), short basic domain, secreted, (semaphorin) 3H. NCBI's taxonomy places the organism in Eukaryota, Metazoa, Chordata, Actinopteri, Lampriformes, Lampridae. Gene Ontology annotation, molecular function: chemorepellent activity; neuropilin binding; semaphorin receptor binding. The transcript has 19 exons. The record is from RefSeq and is a predicted model, not a curated record. Bases 1 to 2352 code for a protein of 783 amino acids. Gene Ontology annotation, biological process: motor neuron axon guidance; positive regulation of neuron migration; semaphorin-plexin signaling pathway.
AUGGGAAUGAAGAUGAAAGCUCAAAUGCCACUAGCGUGUGUGUUCGUCUGGAAGAGGAUGUACUGGCCGGCCACAGCGGUCCUGCUGGCCCUCCUGGGGACCACCUCAACAGGAGCGUGGAGAGCAUCUCAACCAAGGCUGCAGUUCACACACACCGAGCUUGUCCGCAAUGGCCGUCUGAUGACACUGCCCCUGGUGGCGGGAGACCUGCACUCUCUGCUGCCGGACGAGGAUGGAAGACGUCUGUACGUGGCUCUGAAGGACAGCCUGCUUUCGACCAGCCUGGACGACGUCACAAAGAGCCACCACAAGGUCCACUGGCCGGCUAGUCCAGAACGUAUUCAGGAGUGUCUGAUGGCUGGGAAGGAUCUAGAAUCGGAGUGUUCUAACUUUCUACGAGUUCUUCAGUCCUACAACCAGACCCACCUGUAUGUGUGUGGCACAGGGGCCUUCAACCCACGCUGUGCUUUCAUAGCUACCAGCAUCUUCCAACAGUCAGGGCCACAGACGCUCUCCUAUAGCCAGACAGAGUGUGGAAAGGGGAAGGUUCCCUAUGACCCGCAGCAGAAGACUGCAUCUGCGGUCAUAGAUGGAGAGCUGUACGCUGGCAUCACCUCUGACUUCAUGAGUCGAGACUCCGCCUUCUUCCGUAGCCUAGGCAACCGCCACGUCAUCCGCACUGAGCAGUACGACUCCACCUGGUUGCAGGAUGCCCAGUUUGUGCGGGUAGCGCCGCUGUCUGAGACUGAUAACCCAGAAGAUGAUAAGGUCUACGUGUUCUUCACUGAGCGCGCUCAGGAGGCAGAGGGGGCUGCUGGGAAGGUGCUCUACUCUAGAGUGGCCCGUGUGUGCAAAAAUGACAUAGGAGGUCAGAGGAGUCUGGUGAAUAAGUGGAGUACAUUCCAGAAGGCUCGUCUGGUCUGUUCAGUCCCAGGAUCAGAUGGCAUACAGACACACUUUGAUCAGCUCCAGGACAUCUUUAUCCUCCAGGGGAAAGACAAGAAGAACCCUCUUAUCUAUGGCCUGUUCACCACAUCGAGUGAUGUUCUGAAUGGUUCAGCGGUGUGUGUGUAUCGGAUGGAAGAUGUGGUUCGGGCUUUCAAAGGCAACUUCCUGCACAAAGAGGGGCCUCAAUAUAAGUGGGCAGAGUUUUCAGGCAAGGUGCCCUACCCACGACCUGGAACUUGUCCUAGCAGUACCUAUGGAAGCUACAGUUCGACCAGAGAGUAUCCUGAUGAUGUCAUCUUCUUCAGCAGGACACAUCCUCUGCUCCAGGAAAAUGUGCUGCCUCUGGGAGAGCGCCCCCUCCUGGUCAGAGUGGGCGUUCACUACAAGUUUAGCAAACUGGUGGUGGACAGGGUGGAGGCGGUGGAUGGCACCUACGAUGUGUUGUUCAUUGGCACAGACUCAGGCCUGGUGCUGAAGUCCAUCUACCUCCCCAGGGAACAUGGACAGAACCAGGAGGUCACUUUGGAGCAGCUGCAGGUCUUUCAGCACAAAUCACCAGUGACAACCAUGACACUCUCAAAGAAAAAGUGGUUGUUUGUGGGCUCCAGGGAGGGGGUGUCCCAGCUGGCCCUGUUCCAGUGUGAGCUGUAUGGUCAGGCCUGUGCCGAGUGCUGCCUGGCCAGGGAUCCCUACUGCACCUGGGACGGACACGCCUGCAGCCCCUACAUGCCAAUCGCACGCAGGAGGAAUGCUCGUCAUUUAGGAAAGGAUGAAGACCCCCUCACACAGUGUGUCAUACAGGGGGCAGGCCUGCAGGUGGAGGCGGAGCACAGGGGCAUGAUGGUUGCCGAAGGUAACAGCACCUACCUUGAGUGUCUGCCCAGAUCGAGGCAUGCUGCUGUUACCUGGUACAAACAGGCUGGAGAGAACAGUCCAGAACUGCAUCAGGUGGUGUCAGGGGACCAGUUGGUGGUGAUCGACCGGGGCAUUCUGAUUCGUCGAGCCGAGCUGUCUCACGGCGGCGUCUACAACUGCCAGCUGGAGGAGCACGGCUUCCAUUGGACCGCCGUCACCGUCCGCCUGUCUGUCUGGAGCCCUUCGGCCAAUCCAGUCCCCGCUUCCUGGCUGAGCCCGUCCAGUCAGAGUCCAGAAGCCCAGCCCUGGUACCAGGAUGUGAUGGCUCUGAUUCACCCUGGUAACCUCGGGCAGCACUGUCGGGCACUAGGAUACCGUCCCCCACGCAACCACCGUCGCCACGGUAAUGUGGAAAGCAACAAGCUGGAGAGCGAGAUGGGGGAGAGGCACAAGCAUGGAGGUGGGAGAGGAGGCGGGGGAGGAGGAGGAAGAGGAGCAGGGAGGAAGAGCAGGAGCAAGCCCCAGCAGAGGGCUCCGAGGAGCGCGUAA